Homarus americanus (American lobster) is the source of this 1851-nucleotide messenger RNA. Its product is annotated as PSME3-interacting protein-like. Lineage: Eukaryota; Metazoa; Arthropoda; Malacostraca; Decapoda; Nephropidae. Bases 239 to 1000 code for a protein of 253 amino acids. Gene Ontology annotation, cellular component: nucleus. The transcript is spliced from 5 exons. The record is from RefSeq and is a predicted model, not a curated record.
GUCAGCAGAAGGUGAUCACAGGCUGGUAUUUAUCUUACACAACUCCACUAACUUGUUCUAAUUUUAGAAUAAUUAUCACACUGGACGGGAGCAUCACAGUGCAUUGGCAGAUAUCGUGUCUUAACAUAUAAGUGACUGAAACGCUGUUAAUCACACCUAUAAUGUAUAACAUUACGGCUGGUGAGCCGCUUCAUCACCUCAUGUCGCCCAGUUUAUACUUUAUAUAACAGGUGGGAAGAUGAGUAGUGGCUUCAUUAGUGAGAAGGAAGUAGCAGAGCGUCGCCGUGUCCGGCAAGAGGACUGGGACAAGAACCGGGGAGAUGAAGAUCCCGAAGAGGCCCCAGAAGAACCCCCUCAAGACCCUCGCUCCUUGUAUGACCGUCUUCAGGAGCAGCGGCAGAAGAAACAAGAUGAAUAUGAUGAAGCCCACAAGUUCAAGAAUAUGGUGCGAGGACUGGAGGAUGAUGAGGUGGAUUUCUUAGAGCUGGUUGACCGCAGCAAGUUACAGGAGGAGAAAAGAGUCCGCACAGAGGAGAACUCUGCUAUGGUUGAAUACAGGAAAAAAGUAUCUGCUAUGCAAAAAAAUAUUGCUGAGGAAGAAAUGAGAGCUGAAUUGAAAGCUUCAGAAAUGAGGAAAAAUACUGGAGGAGCCAAAAAAUCGUCGCACCUCUCUCUCUUAGCUGGAGCAAUUAAGAGAAAAAAUAGUGAUGAUGAUAAGAACACAGAAGAAGCUAGUGACUCCAAAAAGGCAAAACCUGACUCACCUGCCAAAGAAAACCCCACAACAGUUCAUCCAGCUAGUGGAAAAUCUGGUUUCCAGUGUAUUGCUGUUUUGCCAGGAUUAGGAGUCUACACAGACUCUAGUGACUCAGACAAUAAUAUAGACUCAGACAGUGAUGAGGACGAUGAGAUUCACAGUCAGAUUCCUCAGCAGUCUCGAGAUAUCACCGGUCGUAUUGUAAAGUCUGCAGCACAGUGUAGUGGCCAGUCUGGCUGUUGAUAGAGACAAGUAGAUUACUAAAAAUAGGCAGGACAGGAGGGAGACAUGCCCCAAGUAGAGUGAUGCUGGCCACGGUGCCAUUCUUACGGGUAUAUGAAGAUCAGUGGUUCACAGAGCAUGAAUGAGUGCUCAUCUUACCUCUCAUGCUGCUUAUGAAAAAUGGAGUGGUGAACUGUUAACGAGCACAGUUAUUGAUUAUACCCAGUUGAAUUAUUUUCUCAAAUGGCAUGUACAAUAUUUGAAACAUAAUUAUUAAAACACCUGCCAAGUCUAAAGGGCUGUAUUGACAGUUUUAUGAAGACCAAUUAAGUUUAAUGCCAGUUAUCCCUGACACUGCUAUGUGAUGUGUUUAUGGUGUUUAAUUGAUUGAAACUGUUUGACUAACAUAAACACUUUACAUGAUCAAAGUGGAAUUACUGUAAAUAAUAAUACUAUUCUGAAAAAUAGUUAGGAGACGGAUAUUUUCAUAUACAUGUACAGAGUACAUUUAAUUUUGCAUUAACAUUCUGAUAUGUUAAUGAUUAUUGCUAAAUGGGAAUUUGAGAUUCUGAAGUUGAAAAUAAAAAAAGUAACUACAGUAUAUUGUUAAAUAUAUCAGCUUUUGAAGGUGUCAUACUUUCUUGGUAUGAACACUUGUUCAAUUGUUAUCAAAGCACUGAAGAUCAGAAGUUUCCAGUAGAAGGCAAGUAUCUUGAUAUUGAUGUACAGUGUACCAUGAUUCCCUAUAUAAUUAAUUGAAAAAUUAAAUCAUUGUAGAAUUUUUAAAGUGAUUACAGGGUACUUCAUUUUGGGGGUACCAAUAACCUAAAACAAUUGUGUCCAGAAUUUUAUUAAACUUACUUUUUCAGUUA